Messenger RNA from Trematosphaeria pertusa, 1671 nucleotides. RefSeq lists its product as uncharacterized. NCBI's taxonomy places the organism in Eukaryota, Fungi, Ascomycota, Dothideomycetes, Pleosporales, Trematosphaeriaceae. The transcript has a single exon. Bases 1 to 1671 code for a protein of 556 amino acids. The record is from RefSeq and is a predicted model, not a curated record.
AUGGCGAGCGCGUGCACCUCUGAGGCUGCCCUUAACGACACCUGCCCCUGGCCACGGCAGCUCCUCUACAUUCCAACCUUGACCUCCUUCCACUGGCGGCCCGGCAACACCUAUAACGACAUUCGCGAGCCGGCAUACUUCGCUAUUACAUAUACUUGGGGCCGGUGGGAGCUCGGCAACGGCGAAUUUCCGGAACUUUGUGCCCUUGACUUUGGCACGCCCUGGAAAAUCCCUCGGGUUCACCCGGACUGCUUUACGCCCGAUCAGUUGCGACAGCUGAUCUGCAAGCUUCCACUUAUCCACGGGCCCGACGAGCCUUGGGCACAGGUGCAGUUUGUGUGGAUCGAUAUUGCAUGCAUAGACCAAAGAGACGGGUCAAGGGAGAAGGACUUGGAGAUUGGACGGCAGGCCGUCAUCUUCAGGGGGGCCACGAAAGUCUACGCGUGGCUGCGCGAGCACACAAAUGCUGACAUCGACGCGGCCAUCAAGACAUUCGAGCAGGGUAUCGAUCUUCUCACCGAGGGGGAUUGGGGUACACAAUUCACCGAGGCCCAGCAAUCCGGACUCGACCUGGCCCUCAAAAGCUUUGAGUUCGUGACCUCCGAUCCAUGGUUCUCCUCUCUCUGGACGCUGCAAGAAGCAUACCUUCGGCCCGAGCUGCUCCUGGUGGACCGCAACGGAGAGCUCUGGCCCAGCGUAUCUCCAUCCGUGCCUUUCUGGCUGAAAGAGCUGACGACCUUCUGUCAAGGCUUCUACGGCAUAAUCACCCGUGCGUUGUGCAGGCAACCGAAAGCACUGCAAGAAGUCCAAAACCGCCUGCGGAGGACGGGACUUCUUGGUCUUUACUACGGCUUCCCUGUCGAGCUACUAAUGGCAGCGCAUUUUCGCACCGUAAGUCCGAAACGCCUUACUGAUCGCGUGUACGGAAUCAUGCAGGUCUUUGACUUGAAGCUCGGGAAGUCGGCGCCGGCCAGUCCGCUGGGACGUGACUACAAUCUUCAAGAAUUAGAGGAUCAGCUCGGGUCGGCGCUGUUGGCACAGAACCAAGACCUGAGUCAGAUGUUCGUGCAUACGCGCCCAGCAGCGCCCGGCCAAGCCUGGCGAUUGAGCCACCAUAUUCGGGCUCCGGAGUCGGCACUCUCGCCCAUGUGGAUUGUGAAAGACUUGAAAAAUCUCCUUCGACGCGCAUCUACCCUUUCAGUCAAGCAUGUUGGCAAUGUCCUGGUGGGACACUUCGCAGGGCUCAUGGCUCCGCUCACAGCUCUAACUUGCAUUUGGUCGAGGCAAUCACCGCAUAGCUUGCCGGCGGUGCAGAUAGAUUUGGAUGCAGUGUCAUUCUAUGACCCACCCACCGAGCUGGUCUACGGCGGUGAGGACAUUCGCGAGAUGGUUGGGACGAGAUACGUGGAUUUGGCUAGCUGGGUUGCAGAGAGGCGUGCGGACGCCAGGAUGCUUCUUCUUGGUCUCUAUCAAAAGUACGAUCGUCCAAGUUUACUCGGUCUCAUUCUAGUUCGCGCAGAGCAAUCGAAUGUCACGGAAUGGACACGCGCGGGAAUAUGCUGGUGGGAGCAUCCGGGCGAGACAGGCGGUUUGACGCGGGAUGAUGAAGAGCGAGAGUUGCUGAAGGGAGAAGGCAAGCAAUGGGAUUACGCAACGGGAACGUUUGGUUAG